AUGGAGCAGAGAGCGGACAGGGAUAGGGGCGCGGGAGCAGAUGGGGAUGGGAGCGGAAGCUGCUGCGCCUGCAUCCGAGACCUGAGAACCGGCGGCGGCUGCCAUAAGGGUGCUGCCCCCUUUUGUAGUCCUGUUAUCCCGUUGAUUGGCUUGGUAGGGCUAGCAGGAUUGUGUGUUGACUGGUUUCAGAUCACAAGGAAAUGGGGUUUUGAGAAACUCGUCUUCCGUAAUUCGAUCACUGGAGUCAGGCGAGAUCGCAAAUAUGCAAUCAAAGCUUGGAACGCAUACUCCACAGGUGUACACAUGUCCCAAAAUGUCAUCGGUAGGACAACCCACAAGACAGAAAGCUUGAUCCGAUACUACCAUUAUCACAACUCGAUCAACGUCAUGGGGGAGCCCUGCAGAGAAUUCGUGCCGAAACUCACUAAUGGAAGCAAGGUAAUGUUUGAGGGGAUACCAUAUGUCUAUGAUGACAACAUGAAGCGCAUGGCAGGGGAGAUCAAACACUUCGAGGAGGAGACACUUGGAACCAUCCGUACAUAG
Messenger RNA from Miscanthus lutarioriparius, 543 nucleotides. The record is from the annotation of a GenBank genome assembly. Lineage: Eukaryota; Viridiplantae; Streptophyta; Magnoliopsida; Poales; Poaceae.